Seminavis robusta is the source of this 4026-nucleotide messenger RNA. NCBI's taxonomy places the organism in Eukaryota, Bacillariophyta, Bacillariophyceae, Naviculales, Naviculaceae. The record is from the annotation of a GenBank genome assembly.
AUGUCGUCGUUCCAAUUCCCCCAAGGCCCUAUCGAAGACGAGGAGGAGAUUGACACGGGCAAUCCGUUCGCAGAAGAGCCCGAGAUUGACACGGGCAUGGCGCAAGAACCCGCGAUUGACAUGGGCGGCAGUGUGGCCGACGGCUUUUCGUCGACCUUUGACUUUAGCACUGCCAGUAGUCUGACCAAUUACGACACGGAGCAACCUCCGUUUGACGAAGAGCCAGAGAUUUCGAUGUUGGACGAUGCGCCACGAGAAUUGCGUCAUAAUCCCAGCAUGCGACAACAAGAGCCGCUGGUAGAGACGGUCUACGAUGAGGAUGAGAUUUCUGCCGAUGGCGAUCGGUUGCCCCGUCACAGUCUCGUCGAUGCGACACUCAUGAAAGAUGCCACCAAUGUCAAGUCGGUUCAAUUUCAACUCAGCGAAGCGUUCGAUAGUAUCGUCGAAGCCAACUCGAUCAGUGAGGAAGGCGCUAAUUCCGUCGACUGGUCCGACGUGGAAAACAGAGUCAUGCGCCAGUCCAUCAAGUCGGGAGCCAGAGAACUCCUCAUGCUCAAUUUAUAUGACCUCGUCUUUUGGCUAUUUCGAUGGCCGCGAGUCGCCGUGAGCUACUGUCUGUCCGCCAUGGGCUGCAAACGAUGGUGGGCCGACGAUGACAAUGAGAAUGACGCCAACAAGACAACCUACCCCGCCGUCGUCCAGGAAAUGAAAGUCAGUGCGGCGCAAGCCGCCAAUCAAGCCGCAGCGGCGGGACCACAGGCUAUGUCCACGGCCAAGACGACCACGACUUCGGCCGUCACCACUACUGCUGUCACGGCCGCCUUGGCCGCCGGAAUUGCCAUUACGGCGGCUGUCGUCAUGACAAGAAGUAAUCCCGGGGCUACUGACCCCGUCGAUUAUUCCCGACCCGACCCGUUGGUGUGCAAUGGCUCCAUUCCCGAGGACUACGAAGUUAAAACCGGUAUUACCAGACUUGUCAUGGUCAAUGUCACGGCCGACGAAGUAUUGGACAAUAGGGAAGGACUCGAAAAUGCCAUGCGGGACGUGUACAACAACGGCACGGGAGGCUGCGACGAUGAAUACGAACGGUUCAUGCUCGAGAAUGAACUCGUACUAGCAGAAAACAUUACCAAUGAUGACGAUGAGGAUGUUCCCGUUACAUUUACCGUAUGGGAAUCCGAAGUCAGCUGCAACGGAUGUCCCGAUACCAACCCCAUCUUUGACGAUGGCGAUGACGAGCAAGUCGACCAGGAUGGCAGCACAUUACCAGAUGAAGAGAAGGACGACACCGUCAAUGAUCGCUUUAAUGACUUUGUCACACGCAUGUCUCCACAGAUUGGAGAAACGAUCGACCAAGGACAACCCGGUCCACCGCGCAAGACACCCAUUGUCUACAUUGAUGCCAUUGAUCCAACCAAUGACAAGGGGGAUAUUGUUGAAAGUCAAGGGACCAUGCCGAAUGAGUUGUUAAAGAUUCCCGACAAGACAACGGCUGUUGUGGAUCCGAAUGAUAUUCAAGAUCGGGAUGUGGUUGCCGACGAUGCAAACAACCAGGCACCGUCCGCUACAACCACAAACAAUCAGUCGCCGUCGGCGACAAAUACAAACAACCAGGCGCCGUCGGCGACAACCACAAACAAUCAGGCGCCCUCUGCAACAAACAAUCAGGCGCCCUCUGCAACAGGCAACCAAGCACCUUCUGCAACAGGCAACCAAGCACCGUCCAGCACAACGAAUGGGAAUCAGUCGCCCUCUGCUGCAUACUCGGGGCCGACAACAGGGGCUAACAACAACGCCCCAUCGAGCACGGCAAACAGGGCACCAUCAUCCGUGUCGGGCAAUGCACCAGGGGCCCCGUCAGCCCCAGCAACUGGUUCGCCUUCUUUCGUCCCCAGUGUCGUUGGUUCUAACAAUGCAAGUCCCAGCAACAGUGCCAAUCCUGCGGCGGCACGGCCAUCGGCAGUUGGCCCCAGUGCAGUGGCUCCCUCUGGUAACAGGGGCGAUCUAAGUCCAUCAGCGUCGUCACCAUCAAGUCCAUCAGUUCCUUGGUCUCCGAGUGGGUUAAUCAGCCCUUCCUUGAUGCUGUCAAACGAAACAACUGAGGGUCUUUUGGUGUUUGCGGCACAUCCACCCUCUUCUGCCGAGGUGACAAUUUCACCCAAUGGCUGGCCCAUUUCUCCCCCGUCGUCGCAAACCUCCUCCAAGCAAACCUUAACACCUUCCGUUGUGACAGUACUCAAGACUUACACAAACACCAAAAGCAAUCCAGGAAUUCCCACGGCAGCCUCUGCCCAACCUCCCAACGCUGCUUUGCCACCGAGCAGUAAUGCAAAUGGGAACGCGAAUGGCAAUCCCAAUGGUCUUAAUCCAACCAGGCAACCCACAACCAAUCCGACUGUGGAACCGACUCAGGAUCCAACUCCUAAUCCGACUGAGGAACCAACUCCAAGUCCAACUGAGGAACCAACAGAUGAGCCCACUCCAAACCCCACCGAGGAGCCCACACUGAAUCCUACUCUAGACCCAAUAUCAGCACCUACUUCUUCCCCUACCACCACUGAAACUGUCUAUGUUGUGUUAGACAGAUCCAACACCAAUAAUCCAAUUCUGGAAAACGAACUUGUUGCAGCUUUUACUCGUGCUGUCAACGCCACCGUAGACAUUCCAAACGAUCAAAGCGUGAAUGAUGUCUUGGCUAUCAGUGUCCAGGAGCAGAUCCAACUCCCCAGCGAAACAUCAACAGCCAUUGAGUAUCAAUUGACAUCAACAUUGGAUGAAGCUGUGUUGGAUCAAAUGAUGUCAGAACCAGAUAGAACUGACUUCCUCCAGACAUUCACCGACUCUAUGGAAAACAUGCAAGCCAUUGAUUUAACCGACUCUUUGGAUGAGUACUUCACGGUGACUGAUACAUAUUAUACCACAUUCGAGGGCACCAGUGGAGGCCUCAUCAACAGCCAUGACUUGGCCACAGCCUUCACUGAGGCCUUCAACUCCCUUCCAUUACCAGAAGGUUCACCUUCCAUCAUUGAAGCCGCUGCUGUUGGUGAGAUCCCUUUGGAGAGCGGCAUUGCUGUUGAAUUCACAGUCAGCUCUAACCCAUCAGGAAUCAGUGAACAAGUUCUGGAUUCAAGCAAUUUGGCCCAAAUCAUUCAGUCAAUUUCCGAUUCAUUGAGUGGCGGUGGGGCCCAGGCGGUGGAGGUUCUUACUACACUUGAUGGAGUGGUCGUGCCUGAGACCUUCUAUGUGACCUUUGAUGGCACCAGCGGUGGCUUGGUCGACAGUCAUGACCUGGGUACAAUUUUCACUGAGGCCGUUAACUCCCUUCCCUUGCAAGCAGGUUCUCCUCAGGUUGUUGGGGCCAUUGCUGUUGGUGAGAUCCCCUUGGAGAGUGGCAUUGCAGUAGAGUUUUCAGUCAGCUCAAAUCCUUCAGGAAUCAGUGAACAAGUUCUGGAUGCAAGCCAUUUGGCGGAGAUCAUUCAGUCUAUUACCGAUUCCCUUAGUGGCAGUGGGGCACAGGCAGUGGAUGUACUCUCUACACUGGACAAUAUUGUUGUGGAUGACACAUUUUAUGUGACCUUUGAUGGCACAAGCGGUGGCUUGGUCGACAGUCAUGACUUGGCCGCAGCCUUCACUGAGGCCUUCAACUCCCUUCCAUUACCAGAAGGUUCACCUUCCAUCAUUGCAGCCACUGCUGUUGGUGAGAUCCCUUUGGAGAGCGGCAUUGCAGUAGAGUUUUCAGUCAGCUCGAGUCCUUCAGGGAUCAGUGAACAAGUUCUGGAUUCAAGCAAUCUGGCCCAAAUCAUUCAGUCAAUUUCCGAUUCAUUGAGUGGCGGUGGGGCCCAGGCGGUGGAGGUUCUUACUACACUUGAUGGAGUGGUUGUGCCUGAGACCUUCUAUGUGACCUUUGAUGGCACCAGCGGUGGCUUGGUCGACAGUCAUGACCUGGGUACAAUUUUCACUGAGGCCGUUAACUCCCUUCCCUUGCAGCAGGUUCUCCUCAGGUUGUUGGGCCAUUGCUGUUGGUGA